GAGAGAGAGAGAGAGAGAGCGCGAUGGUUGAGCUUAUCCGGAGGAAGAAGCAACUAGCAAAGAAGCCUCAGCAGUUGCCCAAGCGGCUUCACUUCAAACAGCCAGCAGGCUACACUCCUAAAGAUUUACAUUUGACAUCAUCGUUUUUUGAAACACAUUAUUAAAGCCUGUGACGCUCUGUGACGCGGCUGGGAUUUUCUUGAAUGUAACUUAACGGCACCAUCAGUUGUUGGACCGGCGUUUUUUUUUGUUUUUUUUCUCCUGCGCCUCCUUGCAGCGGAUUUACAAAAGCCUCUUCGGAGCCUGCGAUGAUAUUCAGCACUCUGGACAGAGACUAAGCGUUUCAGGACCCUGGACAGAGACAAUUUCAGCACCUUGGACAGAGGAAAAGCGUCUCAACACCGUGGACAGAGCCUGAACGUGCACUGGAGGCUGUGGAGAGGCCGGCACGUGGCAGGAGGCGAAAGGGGGGGAAGGAUGGAUCUUCAGCUCGGUGUGAGAGCCUCCCCCCAGGGAAGCCGGCGUCGGACGCAAGGCCUCAUGGGCCGUUGACCUGCUGUCUCUGUGAUUUAUGGCGGCUGGGGGCCUCUGGCCACUGCAGACUGCUCUCCUCUCUCUCCUCCGUUUCCCGUCAUACACACCGCAGGAGUGCAAGGAGCCACACACACUGCGCCACUGUCUACAGGACGAUCCGAAGAGGGAUUCCUCGCACAUGCUGAGCUGCAGCGCCGCCGCGGCUUUGGACACCGCCUCGUACAAAAAUAAACACCCUCAUAAACAUUUCUACACUGCAACAGCGUGUCCUGUAAUCCCAUCACAUGUACAUUAGACCCGAGCGAGUGUUCUCCAAUCUGACUGUGUGUGGAUUACUAUCAGUUAUGGUGUGUCAGCUGUUGAGCCCUCGGUGUGGCUGCUGCUCGUGAGCAGAGGCGGAUCAAUGGAAGUGCGCUGAGUAACGACGUGAUGUUCCUGUUUCCACGUGGUCUGAGAGCAAUCAGCAGCUGACUCCACACACUGCUCUGCUUCGACGCAACAACCGGGACUCUCAUCGCCGUGACUUUUUGUAUUGUUUCUUUAUCUGCUGGACAAAAUUUCUCGUGGACUGCACAGCUGGCAGCCGGGAAAGUUUUUUUUUUUUGCCUGAGCGAGUUGCUUUGCACACCCUCUGGACUAGUGUUUCUUUUUAAAAGCUGGGGACUGUGAGUGAGAGCCAGACGGUGCCCUCACCAUGGUGUUACCGCCCCCAGACAAACGCCACGUGUGCCUCACCACCAUCGUCAUCAUGACCAGCAUGGCCUUCAUGGAUGCCUACCUGGUGGAGCAGAACCAGGGUCCCAGGAAGAUCGGGGUUUGUAUCAUAGUGCUGGUGGGGGAUGUCUGCUUCCUCAUCGUCUUGCGGUAUGUUGCCGUGUGGGUCGGCGCCGAGGUGCGUACGGCCCGGAGAGGAUACGCCAUGAUCCUUUGGUUUCUGUACAUCUUCGUCCUGGAGAUCAAGCUCUACUUCGUCUUCCAGAAUUGCAAGGCCGACAGGAAGAGUUUGGAGACGGUAGCCCGGAAGGCAUUGACGUUGUUAUUAUCUGUGUGUGUACCGGGCUUGUACUUGGUUCUAGUCGCUCUGGAUAGUAUGGAAUAUGUGAGAACUUUUCGAAAGAAGGAGGACAUGAGAAGUCGUCUCUUCUGGGUGGCACUGGACCUGCUGGAUCUGCUGGAUAUCCAGGCCAACCUGUGGGAGCCCCAGCGGACAGGCCUGCCCAUCUGGGCCGAGGGUCUAAUGUUCUUCUACUGCUACAUCCUGCUGCUUAUCCUGCCCUGCGUGUCACUCAGCGAGAUCAGCAUGCAGGGAGAACACAUGACACCCCAAAAGAUGAUGCUGUACCCAGUCCUGAGCCUGGUCACCAUAAACGUGGUCACCAUCCUUAUACGAGGCGUAAACAUGAUUCUGUUUCAGGACAGCCGGGUUUCAACUAUAUUUGUUGGUAAAAACGUGGUCGCCAUCGCUACCAAGGCGUCCACCUUCCUGGAGUACCGCAGACAGGUGAAGGAGUUCCCCCACCCGCAGAACGCGAUGGCGCUCGAGCUGCAGCAGAACUCUGUGAGCCACACGCAGCCGCUGCCAAAUGCCACCAGUUUGCCACAUGAACCUUCGCCCGCUCAGGACGUCAUCGACACAUGACCGCCAGCACUGGACUGAGCCCCAUUAGAAAAGUGACUGCUUUUUAUGUCAGCUUCAGGAGUGGAGGUAGAUAGAGAAAUCAGCUGCAUGACAGGAUGAUAUUCUGCUCUUGUCAUGCCCACAUGAACUGCUGUGAAACCAUAAAAGAGAUUUUCAGCAUCACCUGCCUGUCAGAACACACUGUAAACCUACACUUCACUCUCGAGUGCAGCGUGCAGACUGUAGAAAAUCAAGUCAAAAGGUUUUUAAGUGUGCUGUUGUGUUUUUAAUUGUUUCCAACGUUUUAAAAGUUCAAAAUUUUAGUAAGAGACAAUCUCCGCACUGCGCAGACUGCUGACAUUAUGUUUGUGUAAAAUGGACAGUUGGUUCCCCCUUGGUGAGUAUCUUGUAAUUUUUUUAAAGGUCACAUUUUUAACAGUGCAUCUGUGGCAUUUCCUUUGAAUUCCAGCACCAAAGGACAGAGCACUCAGCAUGAAGCACUGACGGAGACGAGGAGCAGAGAGUGACACGGGUCAGUCAUGGGGGGCCUGACUGUGCCGGGCUAGAGCAGGGGUGGUGUCAGAAGAAUGCUUAUCUGUCUGUGUCUGGGUUCUGCUGAGAAACGAGCUCAGUGGAAGCUGCUGCCUCGGUCAGUGUGGCGCUUUACGACCAAAGGUCUGAUUAAAGCACCAGAGCUCAGCACUAUACCAUCUACUGCAGGCAUCCAAGCGUAUGUUUUACCGUCUGUGUGUGUGUGUGUGUGUGUGUGUGUGUGUGUGUGUGUGUGUGUGUGUGUGUGUGUGUGUGUGUCUAUGUGUGUGUCUCUACGAGCACCCACACUAGUCUUGAGAGAACGAAUGCCUACAAAGCGUAGGGGUUCACCACAGGAGGUUUAGGCUAUUUCACGUUGUUUUGGAGCAAGCAGGAGUGGUUGAUGUGUGUAGUGACUUGCAAAUGACAAAAAUAUAUGUUGAAAAAAAAAAAAAUCAAUAUGAUGGAGGUAAGAUACUUUUUGUUUCCUGUACUGUACAUUCCUCUAAAAAUAGCUCAAAACCUCGAAGUCAGAGAAUGCAGAGAUCAGAGUCCAGAGAGCACCUCGCUGAAGAAUUGACACAAAAAUAAACACAUAAAGACAAAAAUAUACAAACAGAAAAUACUUUUUCUGAUUAUAUUCAGUUUAUUAUUAUCAUUAUUAUAAUUCUGUAUAUUCUUUACUUGUUGGAGGCAAAUGAUGUUUUAAUAAAAGUAUUAUUACAAGAACAACAGAGAGUGGGGGUUCUUUUUUUUUUUUUAAAUUGGUCAUGGUUGAGUAAAUGUCAUCUUUAGCUGAAUUAAAAAGCAUCUGAUGCUAUUUUUGCAACAACAGCUGCAACAUGACAGAAAAGCAGCUUCUGUGAUGUUUUGCAUAGAAGGUUUCACACAGCACAUAAAUAUUCAGGCUGAGCAGCCUCCUUCUGGACUCCGGCGUUAGUUUUUUUUUGGUUUUUUUACCCCUCAGGCUACCGCUUUUGGGGAAAGCAAGCAGAGAAUUUCUGUUUAAAAUAUGAUGAGAUGUAUGAAUCUCUUCUCAGACUGUUUCUCCAUUUUUCCUCCCAAUUCUUUUUUUUUUAUCAUCACCACAUUUUUUUCUGUGUCACUGCGUAUCUUCUCUGCACUUUUCUGUUAUCAGUUACCAACUCCAAACACAGCCGCUCCUUUUUUUUUUUUUUUUUUUUUUCACCCCUAGAGAAUUCUAUGUACCCGUUCAAAGUGAUGUGCCGGGGUCAGCCAUAUGGUUGAAGUCACUUUAUUGUCCUCAGGUUAACGAAUGUCAACUGCUGAUCUCAGCUCACAGACAAGCACCCUCAGACCCUGAACAGCCCGACUCCAUUAACAAUAACUGUCAGCCGCAGAGUGAUGAACAGGCUAAGGAUUACAAGCGAGAGAUGUUUCCUUUUUUUUUUGCUUUACGUAAGCAGUUUACAAAGAUCAUCGUGAUGUCAUUCAUGGUUCUUAAAAUAUGGCAACGCCAAUUCUACUUGAAAAACAGCAGCUUCUUCAAACUGAGCGGACUAUAAAAAGGCUAGGACAAACCAGAGUGCUCAUUUCAUUUACAUAAAAAGGUAAACAUGAGGUCAUUCAAUAAUUUUCUUAAAGCUGUGAUUAAUGUAAGUUAUUCUCAUUUGCAGAGGCAAAACUUCUUCUUGCAUUGUGCUGCAGUAUCCUGACAGCCAUGUAUGGUGUUGUUAUUUUUUUUCAUGUAGAUUUGGGUAAAAUUGUGCUUGGUUGGCGAAUUCUUUCAGUCAGAAUAAGUUUUUUUGCAAAAUGUGCUGAAUAAAACGAGAAAUACACAAAUACUGAGUCAACAAAUGAAACUACACAUACACAUCGAGUUACUGACUUCAGUUCAGUUCCUACACUU
Molecule: messenger RNA, 4553 nt
Organism: Labrus mixtus (cuckoo wrasse)
Lineage: Eukaryota; Metazoa; Chordata; Actinopteri; Labriformes; Labridae
Gene: tmem121ab
Product: transmembrane protein 121Ab
Exons: 2
Coding region: 1229-2173 (314 amino acids)
Source: RefSeq, a predicted model, not a curated record